Molecule: messenger RNA, 2831 nt
Organism: Erinaceus europaeus (western European hedgehog)
Lineage: Eukaryota; Metazoa; Chordata; Mammalia; Eulipotyphla; Erinaceidae
Gene: EXOC3L2
Product: exocyst complex component 3 like 2
Exons: 12
Coding region: 101-2482 (793 amino acids)
Biological process (GO): exocytosis; exocyst localization
Cellular component (GO): exocyst
Molecular function (GO): SNARE binding
Source: RefSeq, a predicted model, not a curated record
CCCAGCUCUCAGCAGUCUUGGGCGAAGUGACCACAGGACAGGACAGAGGGACAGGACAGUCACAAGAGACAGAAGGAUCACAGACGUCCCCACUGUCGCAAUGCCCAUCCUGAAGAGUCUGGGGGUGUCGGACCCCCACGUGCGCGCGGGGACUCUGCCGCUGCGGUCCUCCCGGAACCCCUUCGAGGACGGCGCGGGGCUGGAGGAGGAGGAAGCCGAGCAGCCAGCGGUGCUGCCCAAUGGGGCCCCGUGUGGCCGGCGCGCCACGCUGGAGCGGCUGGCGGGCCUGGCCCCGUUCCGGCUGGGCUGGGCGCGGAGGGCGGGCGGCCCUGGGGCCCUGCAGCCCCGCUCGCUCCUGGGCCGCGUGCUGGGCCCUGGCGGCCGGCGCAGCUCCGCUGACUUCGGGCUCCUGGCGCGGCUGCAGGGGCUGCGCGGCUCCGCCGACGACGAGGCGGGUGACACGGCCCGCGGCCUUGCCUUCCUCCGGCUGGGCCGCCCCAAGCCCCGCCGGGCCUCGCUGGCCGAGAGGGUGGUGCCGGCGGGCGAGGCGGCCCCGGAGCCCCCGCCCAAGGUGCCCGAGCCCCCCAAGGUGAAGGAACCGCUGUCAGUGCUGGAGAUCCUCAGCCUGAUCCAGCAGCGGGAGCUGGCGCGCGCCGACGAGCACAUCCUGGAACUGGAGGCCGAGGAGCUGGCGGCGGCGGCGGGGGGCGCGCUGGGGCCCCCCCGGGCGGAGGCCGCGGGCCGGCGCGCGCGGGACGUGGCGCUGCUGUACGAGGCGCUGCAGCGCGAGCUCUGGGCGCUGGUGCGCGAGACUCUGGCGGGCCCAGGCGCGGGCGCGGCCGUCGGGGCGGGCGCCGUGGCGCAGCUGGGCCAGGUGCUGCUGCAGGAGGAGGCGGCCGACGGGCGGCGCGGCGCGGGGGCAGCCCGCAGGCUGAGAGCUCGCUGGGCCGAGGCGGUGGCGCGCGCGGCGCGUGAGCGCCUGGAGGCGGCGGCGCCCGGGAGCCCCGGGGGGCUGGCGGCGCAGCUGGAGGCUCUGCGCGCGCGGCUGCUGGAAGACCUGGGCGUGGCCCGAGGCCGCCUGGCGCCCGCCUACCCCGCCGGCCUGGGCGCCUCGGCCGUCUACCUGCGCGGCUACCACGACGCGCUGGCCGAGUGGCUCGGGCUCGCUGCCCGCCGGAGGCUUCCGCUGGCCGACCGCUACGCGCUGCUGCACUGGCACAACCAGGUGUACCCCAGGGAGGUCCUUGGGCUGGUAGACACAGUCGCUCUGGAUAAUGGGGAGCUGGGGCCACUCCUGUCCCCUGGCACCCUGCGAGGCUUGGAGGAUGAAUGUGUCACAGAUGUUAAGGCUCAGACCCGGGCGGAGCUGCUCCGGGUGUUACAGGAGGACGAGGAGCUCUGGGGCAGUGCUGAGGAGCGGCCCAGCAGCUUGGCCCAGGAUGUGUGUGAGCUGCUGGAAGAGCACACGGAGCAGGCACCCCGCAUCAGCCAGGAAUUUGGGGAGCGCAUGGCCUACUGCUGCCUGGGGGGGCUGGCAGAGUUCCUGCAGAGCUUCCAGCAGCGUGUGGAGCGGUUCCAUGAGAACCCCACGGUGCGUGAGCUGCCCCCCGACAUCUAUAUCAGCAAGAUCAUCUCCCUGGUCAACUAUGGGCCACCUCUGAGGGUUUUGGCAGAGCGCCUGGCCCGGGUGGGCCCCCCCGAGAGUGAGCCAGCCCGGGAAACUGCAGCAGGCGCCCUGGACCGGGUGACAAGGCUGUGUCACCGUGUGCUGGCUGACCUGCUGUUUCAGGAGCUGCAGCCGCACUUCAACAAGCUGAUGCGCAGAAAGUGGCUGAGCAGCCCGGAGGCCCUGGACGGCAUCGUGGACACGCUGGGCGCCCAGGCCCUGGCCCUGCGCCGCAUGCAGGACGAGCCCUACCAAGCGCUGGUUGCAGAGCUGCACCGGCGGGCAUUGGUGGAGUAUGUGCGGCCCCUGCUUCGCGGGCGCCUGCGCUGCCGCUCGGCUCGGACCCGCAGCCGCGUGGCCGGGCGGCUCCGGGAGGACGCCGCGCAGCUGCAGAGGCUGUUCCGGCGGCUGGAGUCGCAGGCCUCGUGGCUGGACGCUGUGGUGCCGCAUUUGGCCGAAGUGCUGCAGCUGGAGGACACGCCCAGCAUCCAGGUGGAGGUGGGGGUGCUGGUGCGCGACUACCCCGACAUCAGGCGGAAGCACGUGGCCGCCCUCCUGGACAUCCGAGGGCUGCGCAGCGCUGCCGCUCGCCACGAGAUCCUUGCCGUGGCCCGGGAUCUGGAGCUGUCAGAGGGGGGUGCCCUGCCGCCCCCUCGGGACCGGGCCUUCUUCUCGGACAUCCCAGUGGCCCGCCCGCCCUUUUGCCUUGGCCUCCCUCUCUCCCUGGGCCGGCUGCCCCUCUCCCGGCUCACCAGGCCCGGCCUGGCCUGCCUGCCCUGGCCCCAUUCUCCUUCCCGGCCCCGGGCCCAGCGCUGAGCCCCUUCCUACUCUGGUGCCCACCACCCCACCCCCAACUUUGCUGCUGACAUGCGAGUUCUCCUGGUCAGACGCCCUCGCCCUGUCUCCCAUCCUGGGAGUCACAGAGCCCCAUGGGAAGAUCUUCAGAGACCUCCUCCCUCGCCCAGACCAAGGACUCUCCCAAGGCCACGGAGCCCAUUCCUAGUGGCCCUCCUGGCCAGGCCCUCAGGCCUGUAGCCUUCUGAAAGGCUUGACAGAAAUAUCCCGGGCCAGCCCCCCCUUUUCCCCUCACCUCAAGGUCUGGCCGCAGUCCAGCAUAUUAAGGAAUGUACGAUACUUAGAAUAAAGAGGUUUCUAUUUAACACAA